This is a messenger RNA of Ophidiomyces ophidiicola, 651 nucleotides long. RefSeq names its product Vacuolar protein-sorting-associated protein 60 (gene VPS60). The transcript has 2 exons. Bases 1 to 651 code for a protein of 216 amino acids. Lineage: Eukaryota; Fungi; Ascomycota; Eurotiomycetes; Onygenales; Onygenaceae. The record is from RefSeq and is a predicted model, not a curated record. Gene Ontology annotation, cellular component: multivesicular body; membrane. Gene Ontology annotation, biological process: late endosome to vacuole transport via multivesicular body sorting pathway; vesicle budding from membrane.
AUGAAUCGUCUAUUUGGGACGAAGAGCAGUGCUCCGAAGCCAACUCUUGAUGGUGCUAUUCAAAAUGUGGACUCCCGUAUUUCUAAUAUAGACGUCAAACUUGCGGCGCUCAGCUCUGAACUAUCAACAUACCAGACUAAACUUUCAAAAAUGCGUGACGGUCCUGGCAAAUCUGCACUACGCCAAAAAGCGCUAAAGGUUCUACAACGUCGAAAGCAAUACGAAGCUCAACGGGACCAGUUAUCCCAACAAUCGUGGAAUAUGGAGCAGGCUGGAAUGAUGCAAGACAAUUUACGAAACGUGAUGACAACAGUGGAUGCGAUGAAGACAACAACAAAGACAUUAAAGCAGCAAUACGGAAAGGUAGAUAUCGAUCAGAUUGAGCGGAUGCAGGAUGAGAUGCAAGACUUAAUGGAUAUCGGUAACGAGAUCCAAGAGAGCAUUAGCCGGGCAUACGACGUGCCAGAAGAUGUGGAUGAAGCAGAGCUAGAUGCUGAACUAGAAGCCCUAGGCGAGGAAGCAAUGUUCGAAUCCGCAUUGGGAGAGAAUGCAAUGCCAUCAUUCAUGCAAGACGAGGUCGCUCCUCCCCAAUUCAUUGACGAGCCACCCGAACAAAACAAGGUGAAAGAGGCGGCGGGCGGAGUUGGCUAA